GUAAAAAUCUAUGUUUGUGGUCAGCAGGUAAGUUGCAAAGAGGACCUGGUCCUACCCGUGGCACUGGUACAAAGGGUUCUACCACUGAAGUCACAGGAGCAACCUCUAUGAAUAAAGCCCUUCUGUAGAGGAGUGUUCCUGAGGACCAUGGGAGUAUGCUGCUAGCAGAGGUUCUGCUGGAAGAAUGUUUGAAGGAAAACUUUGCCAAACUGAAGGACUCCAUUCCACUGACAGAGAAGAAUGAACCAAAACUGAGUGAAGCUAAACAGUAUCUGACCAGUAUCUUAAGCAGAGGAAAACUAAGGCCUAAGUAUAUGACUGAAGCUAUGCUGAUCCUAGGAAAGCUUCAUUAUGUGGAGGGAUGCUACAGAGAUGCCAUCAGCAUGUAUGCGAGAGCAGGCAUUGAUGACCUCUCAACCAAAGAUGAACCUCUGUACAUGCUGCGUUUGAUAACUGAAGCCUUUGUUAUUAAAGGUAUGUCACUGGAGCGCUCAACCAACUCAAUUGCCUCACGUGCUCGACUGUGUGAAAGGGAGGAGGAAGUCAUGGCUUGUUUUGAGAGAGCGUGUGUCAUUGCCCAGGUGUACUUGCAGGAGCUUGAGAAGACCUUAAACAACACACAUUCAAGAAGUAUGAAGGGCAGCAACAUGACUUACUCCGAGUUUGAACUUUCCUACUUUCUGGAAGCAGCUCUACAGAGUGCCUACGUGACUCAUUUAAAGAAGGGAAAUAUUGUGAAAGGAAUGAGGAGUCUGCGAGAAAUACUACGGACUGUGGAAACAAAAGCUACUCAGACCUUCAAAAUGACUGCAGCUAAACAGCUAGCCCAAGUACUUCUCCAUUCCCUCAGUGAAGACUGUUACUGGAGCCCUUUAUCUGAUCCGCUUCCUGAGUUCAUGAACAAGGAAUAUCAGUCGUAUGUUAGCAAUCUUCUUUGUCGGAGGCCUGAGCUGUACACAGAAGAGAAUGUGUACUGCCCUCAAGACAACGUAGAAGAGGCUCUUCUUCUCCUCUUAAUCAGUGAAUCUAUGGCAAACCGGGACGCAGUGAUCAGCCGAGCCCCAGACCAGCAGGAUGACCGAGCCGUCAGCCUCCAGGAUGCCUCUGCAGUCUACGACCUCCUCAGCAUCACACUGGGCAGAAGAGGGCAGUAUGUGAUGCUGUCUGAGUGCUUGGAGAGAGCCAUGAAGUUUGCAUUUGAUGAGUUUCACCUCUGGUACCAGCUUGCCCUGUCCAUGGUAGCUUGUGGAAAGUCGGCAUAUGCUGUGUCAGUGCUCAAAGAAUGUGCUAAACUGCGACCUACAGAUCCCACCGUUCCUCUUCUGGCUGCCAAGGUCUGCAUUGGGUCGCUGCACUGGCUGGAAGAAGGAGAACACUUUGCUAAAAUGGUGAUAGACCUGGGUGAGGAUGCCGGAGAGUCCCUAGCAAAGGGUUACCUGGCACUGGGCCUGACAUACAGUCUUCAAGCUACUGAUGCUAUUCUGAAGGGCACUCAGGAUGAAUUAAACAAGAAAGCACUUCAGACUUUGGAGAGAGCACGGGACUUGGCCCCAGAGGAUCACCAAAUCAUCCUCUACCUCUCACUGCAGCUGGCUCUUGUCAGACAGAUUUCAGAUGCUAUAGACCAUCUUCAAGAAGCCCUGCAACUGUGCAAAGAUGACAUGAAUUCACUUCAUCUACUGGCUCUCCUCUUUUCAGCUCAGAAGCACUAUCAGCAUGCACUGGAUGUUAUCAACAUGGCUGUUGCUGAAUACCCAGAAAGCUUUAGCUUACUCUUCACCAAAGUAAAACUGGAAUGGAUACAUAAAGGACCUGAAGAGGCUCUGAUCACAUGCAGACGUAUGUUGCAGAUGUGGCAGAUGGUAUAUAAUGUUUCACAGCACAGUGGCUCUGAGAAAUGCAGUAGUGUGACCGAAACACCGGUGAUCAAAAGGCAUAACGGACUGCAUCUCACUCUCCCAGAUGCUCAUGAUACCGAUUCUGGGUCACAACGAGCCUCUUCCCUUGCUGCAUCGAGACUGGAACAGGCCAUGUCUGAAAUAACUAUGCAGAGCAGCACAAUGAAGCAGGGACCUAUGCAACUGUGGACAACUCUUGAACAAAUUUGGCUACAAGCUGCUGAACUCUUCAUGGAACAGCAGCAUCUCAAAGAAGCAGGCUUUUGCAUCCAGGAGGCAGCUAGUCUUUUCCCCACGUCUCAUGCUGUAUUGUACAUGCGUGGGAGGUUUGCAGAGAUGAAAGGCAAUUUGGAGGAGGCUAAGCAAUUGUAUGAUGAAGCGCUCACAGUGAAUCCAGCUGGAGUGGAAAUUAUGAACAGCCUGGGCCUGGUGCUGAGCAGACUUGGGCGGAGGGAACUGGCCCAGAAAGUCCUCAGAGAUGCCAUCCGUAUCCAGACCACCAGCCACAUUGCCUGGAACAGCCUUGGAGAGGUCUUGCAAGCUCAGGGGAAAAACGAAGCAGCCAUCGAGUGCUUCCUUACUGCACUGGACCUUGAAUCCACCAGUCCUGUCAUUCCAUUCACUGUCAUACCCAGGGAGCUCUGAAGCUUUUCCCUGCAGCUAAGCACCUUCGUUCCCUGGACAGACACCAAAACCAAAUAAAUAAACAAAGAAAAAGCCCAACAGAAAAGUGCCAUUGUAACCUGGAACUGGGACAUGUAAUUCCAGGAUGGGGCUCAGGUCUACAUGCUUAGCUGAGACAAGCUGAACUGUAGAAGAAUUUGCAACACGCAGAAAUAGAGAAUGCCUUUUUCUUCACAGGUGCCUGGCUAACCUCCUGUUAAAGUUAGUAUCAAGGCUUAUUUCAAAGUGUUGGUUUAAGGUGACUGUAGAAAGAUCAUGCCAGGGUACAGCUGUUCAAAGCACUUGCACCUUCAGUGUUCAUUAAAGAUAAAACCCCAAGCCCUGAAUUAAAGCCCAGACCUGCUCUAAACAGGAGUAAAUGCACCAACUAAUUUGACCAAGUUGUGCUUAAACAUGUGGCUGCCUCCCCACAGAUCUGACAGGACAAGAAUGACAAUUGCACCAAAUAGACAUGUAGUAUAUGCUGUUCACAAAAUUAUUUCAGCUAUUUUGAUAAUCCUUUUUCCUGCCUUGCUUUUAUAUACUGCAUAUGCUCACUGUAUUUAGUGUAGCACUUGCCUAGACCAAUUUAAAUUAAAAAUACUUAUUUUUUAGAAAAGCUAAUAUUGCAGUAUAAUUCACAAAAGCAGAAAGACCAAAGACCAAAUCAGUUCACACUUGAACUAGUAUUAAAAGCAUAUAUGUAUCUUCACUUACAUAUUUAUUGAAAGGCUUUACAUGAAGUAGCUAACUCUAAGCUUCAUUCUUAUUAAUCACCUCUUGCAUCACUUUUAGUGAGGAAUAUAGUGUUUACCAUUAUAUAGUGACUGAACUCUGCACUCUACUGCAUUACCAUUCCUGACACAAAACAUUUUCAUAUCCAUCUUUUCAUGAUACAAAAGAUACCAGCAGUCUCUUAAGGGAAAGUAUGCUGAAGGCAGUGUGUGUAUAUAUGAAUUACUUCUUUCUUGAAACUAAAUCUUUGGAUUGUCCUCAGAAAUUUCACAUGAGAGGUAUGGAGUUGAGCCUUCAGCGGAGCAGGAUCAAUUUGCGUAUCGUAUCAGAUGUAAGAGUGAAGAGCUUCUAAUCCGCACAGCCUCCCCAUGGCUGGCACAGCCAGGGCAGGGGACACAGCUGGCAGUACCCCCUGCUAAGCUGCUCCUUAGCUCUGCUUGACCUCCCUGGGGCCUUGGCAGCACGGUGGAGCUGUACUGUGCUGUCACACAACCCAUGGGAGCCAGCCCUGUCCAGACCAGUCCCAAGACAAAAAUGAUGCAGAAAUUUGCUGCAGGCACUUUUCUACAAAAAAAAAAAAUGUUGGGGCUUUGUGCCUAUUUUUGUCCAAAGAAGAUUUGUGACUAUUUCAUAAGUAAGUUUGCACUAAAACAUACCUUGUACUAUAAUUCCUCCCAGUAUUGUGAUCCUUAACUAGUUCACUCUGGAAAUAAUAAUAUCCUUAGGCAAUAAAUGAAUUGGUGUUAUUUCUUAAAGAGCCUGAGGCUCUGGCAGCAGACUUGAAGUCAGCAUUGUUUACAAUUAUUUGGAAAUCUGCGGGGUAAUGGAGAGUUAGGCCCUUGCAGUGCUCCCAGACCACACCAUGGCAGAGCUCCUGCCCCCAGCCUUCCCUCAAGAUGUGCUCACCAAGGGAAUUACACUGUUCUCAGGUUUCUCUCAGCAGCCUGGUGCAAUGCCAGGCCAAUAUUUUUACCUUUUCCCAUUAAAUCAUCCUGGUGCAAUAGCCCAGAUUAUUUAUCUAUUCACUGAGGGAUUCCAGGUCUGAUCUAGGCUGGUUUCAAUCCAGGUGAAAGUAGCCCAGCCAUGAAAAAGUGCUUGGCCCAUGAGUUCUCUGGCUUUCCAGUACCACACAGGCACCAAAACUGACUUUUUUGGGCCAGAGGCAGGUUUCCAAGGAGACAGUGUUACCCGGACGCAUGUCUUGUUUGCAAUAGCACCAGCAGCAGAGGAAAGAGUAGGUGUUAAAGUACCAGAAUUAAAUGAGUUUCAUGAAGACAAAAAGACACAGCCGAGGCCUAUUUUGGUGUGAAGGAUGCUAUGAAGUCAUCUUGCUCUGCACUGCAGUGGGAAAGAGGGAAGGGGGAGGGGUAGAGAUGCUGCUGUUGGCAUAAUAUGCAAAUUGUUACCCAGGUGUUUUAAACCCAGUUCCACAGUCAGAUGCAAUCUGACAAUACAUUUAUGUAGAGACAGAUAUAGAUACAUGUUAUAUUCUGGUAUUUGUUCUGCUCCACAGUUUCCAGGGUGGAAGCAAACCUUUUGUGUAAGACACAAAAAAAGAGUCAGUGUGGUCCAA
This is a messenger RNA of Manacus vitellinus (golden-collared manakin), 4869 nucleotides long. RefSeq names its product tetratricopeptide repeat domain 7A (gene TTC7A). NCBI's taxonomy places the organism in Eukaryota, Metazoa, Chordata, Aves, Passeriformes, Pipridae. Gene Ontology annotation, cellular component: plasma membrane. Gene Ontology annotation, biological process: protein localization to plasma membrane; phosphatidylinositol phosphate biosynthetic process. Gene Ontology annotation, molecular function: protein binding. The transcript has 20 exons. Bases 156 to 2543 code for a protein of 795 amino acids. The record is from RefSeq and is a predicted model, not a curated record.